Molecule: messenger RNA, 249 nt
Organism: Didymodactylos carnosus
Lineage: Eukaryota; Metazoa; Rotifera; Eurotatoria; Philodinida; Philodinidae
Source: the annotation of a GenBank genome assembly
AUGGACCUAAUGCAAGCUCGUCAUGGUGGAGUUCCAUUUCAAUCACACGAUAAAACACCACUUUCCCAUCUCCUUGAGAUAGCCGUUCACAAAACUUAUCAUGAUUUGAUCACAACAACUGAUUUAAUGGCACGAAAACCUGAAGUAGAACGAAAAAUUGAUAUUGUUAUGUUUGCAUCUCGUACACGUCAAUUAUUUAUACGAAUAUUAGCCGUUGUUAAAUGGGCAAGGUUAUUGACAAUUUUCUAG